AUGGCUGCAUCAUUUUCCCCUCUAUUGAAGCUGGAACUGCCAGAAAAACCAAUUCAAGAGCUGAUUAAAACUACUGGGAAACAAGUCCCAGAAAGAUAUAUUUACAAGCUUCCAAACAAAGCAGCUGAUCAUUCUGUAAUUAAAUAUAUGGACAGUCCCAUAAUUGAUUUCCAACUUCUUUCAGCCUCAUCAUUGCAGGGACACGAAAAAGAACUGCGAAAACUUCGAUCCACUCUCAGUUCCUGGGGAUGUUUUCAGCUUACCAAUCAUGGUUUGACAAGCUCGUUACUUUACCAAAUCCGAGAAGUUCAGAAGGAGUUCUUUGCUCUGCCUCUAGAAGUGAAACAGAAGCAUUUCAGAACUGUACACUGGAUCGAGGGAUAUGGAAACGAUACAGUUUCUGAGAAUCAGAGUUAUAACUGGAAUGACAGAUUGCAUCUCAAAGUUUAUCCUGUUGAUCAACGAAACUUCAAGUUUUGGCCGGAAGAUAUACCAAACUUCAGGGAAACAUUAGACAAGUACACCAAGGAAGUGAGGCGGGUGCUCGAAAUCAUCCUAAAAGCAAUCGCAAAGUCACUCAAUUUAAAAGAAGACAGGUUUUUCAGAGAGUGUGAAGGAGAGCAGGGUAUAUAUAUGCUAGCAAGAUUCAACUUUUAUCCUCCAUGUUCAUCCUCAGAUCACGUUUUGGGCCUCAAACCACAUUCUGAUGCUUCAUCAGUUACCAUUCUCUUACAAGAUAAAGAGGUUGAAGGUCUUCAAGUCCAGAAAGAUAACCAGUGGUUUAAAGUUCCCAUUAUUCCUGAUACCCUUUUCAUCAAUAUUGGAGACCAGCUGGAGAUAAUGAGUAAUGGUAUAUUGAAGAGUGUAAUUCACAAGGUGGUGGUUGAUAAGGAAAGAGAAAGGUCAUCUGUGGCUAUUGUAUGUUCUCCACAUGCAGAGAAAGAGAUAGGGCCAUUAAGUGAGCUCAUUGACAAGGAGAGACCACAGCUAUACAAGACGGUCAAGAAUUAUGUUAAUAUGUAUCUCCAAUAUUCUCCGACAGGAGAAAGAGCCAUCACUGCAAUGAAACUUUAAGGACAGCAGACUCUGAGUCGGAGAUCAUCAUGCAUUACUGAAUAAUGGACAGCAGAGCAGACUCUAGGUCGGAGAUCAUCAUCACAGUGUUGUGUAUGUUUGGAUCUCCCUAAACCUUUGAUGAAUACAAUACUGAUUACUGAAUAAUUGUUGUACUCUAAGUUGCAUUUCAGUGCUAAGGUUCUUAUUAGUAGCUUCUGCGGAGUAUUUGUUCGGUUAAUAUCAAGUCAUAUAUAUACAGCCUUUAGUUUUCUUUA
Molecule: messenger RNA, 1331 nt
Organism: Spinacia oleracea (spinach)
Lineage: Eukaryota; Viridiplantae; Streptophyta; Magnoliopsida; Caryophyllales; Amaranthaceae
Product: jasmonate-induced oxygenase 4
Exons: 4
Coding region: 1-1074 (357 amino acids)
Source: RefSeq, a predicted model, not a curated record